CGUGAAGACGGCCGGUUACAUUCACAGAAGUGUACAAAGGAAACCUCGAUAGUCGUCAUCAACCAUCGAUGUUUUCUCCACCUCUAUUUUCCAUCUAAUUGUAGUUUAAGCUGAAUAUUAAGCGAAAUGAUUGCUGUAGAUGAAACAAUUAGUAUAGAAAUCAAAGGAAAUGAUACAUCCACUGACGACCUAAAGCUGCGCCCAAUAAAUUGCGAGUUAAAUCCUCUAACCCGCCCGGAUGCAUCAGCUUUAUUUACGCAAGGAGAUACAUGCGUUCUUUGUUCAAUGCUCGGCCCAGUGGAAGUGAGAUCCCAAAACCUUAACAUAGAAAAAGCCCACGUGGAAUGUAUUUACCGACCAAAAGCUGGCAUACCUACAAUAGAAGACAAAUUGAGGGAGAGUAUUAUUCGUGAUACUUGUGAAUCGGCACUACUGACCACGUUGCACCCUCGUACAACCAUUUCAAUACAAAUACAAGAAUUGGAUAAUAGAUGUGGACUUGAAGCAUGUGCAAUAAACGGAGCAUGUCUGGCUUUGCUCAUUGGCGGGGUGCCCAUGAAAUUUACCAUUGCUGCAGUGCACUGUAUUGUAGACAAGGAUGACAAAGUUGUACUUGAUCCGGAUCAUUGUAAAGCUAUUGGCAAACGUGCUGCUUUUAUAUUUGUGUUUGAUAGUUUGGAAAAGCAUUUAGUAACAGUUCAUACCAGCGGUCGUUUUCGAAUGUCGCAGUUUAACGAUGCUGAAUGUAUUAGUCGGGCGGCGAGUCAGAUUAUAUUCAAUUUUUACCGGCGUAUUAUUUCAAACUUCCACAAUAAAUCAUUGUUGACAGCCGAUACUAAAUCUAGAAACAGAGAAGCCGAGCCGAUCAUCAAAGGAGAACCCAUUGAAUUAUAAACCUAAAGAAAUUUUAUAUAUAAAAAAGGUAAUUGUAACAUAAACCAACAAGUUUUUUACAUCUUUAUUGUGCUUUAUCGCUA
This is a messenger RNA of Rhagoletis zephyria (snowberry fruit fly), 977 nucleotides long. RefSeq names its product exosome complex component Rrp46 (gene Rrp46). Gene Ontology annotation, cellular component: cytoplasmic exosome (RNase complex); nuclear exosome (RNase complex); nucleolus. The record is from RefSeq and is a predicted model, not a curated record. Gene Ontology annotation, biological process: U4 snRNA 3'-end processing; nuclear mRNA surveillance; rRNA catabolic process. Gene Ontology annotation, molecular function: RNA binding. Lineage: Eukaryota; Metazoa; Arthropoda; Insecta; Diptera; Tephritidae.